This is a messenger RNA of Dinoponera quadriceps, 3185 nucleotides long. It is a transcript of the gene ClC-c, whose product is annotated as H(+)/Cl(-) exchange transporter 3. The transcript is spliced from 11 exons. NCBI's taxonomy places the organism in Eukaryota, Metazoa, Arthropoda, Insecta, Hymenoptera, Formicidae. Gene Ontology annotation, biological process: chloride transport; transmembrane transport. Gene Ontology annotation, cellular component: synaptic vesicle; early endosome; membrane. The record is from RefSeq and is a predicted model, not a curated record. Gene Ontology annotation, molecular function: voltage-gated chloride channel activity. Bases 366 to 2933 code for a protein of 855 amino acids.
AGAAGGUAACCUCGCGUGAACGACAGAGUAUUGGACCAAGGAAUAUUUAGAAAUCAGCUGCGAAAUACGCGCGCAAUUUCAGGAGUGUCAACACUUUGCCCAAAAUUCUGCAACUUCGCUCAUAGCGGAAAAGUUUUGCAAUGCUCGUUCUAAAGACGAAAAGAUGGAAAAUUAUCAUACGGUGCUGAUCACAUGUAUAUCUUAUUUUAUCAGACCGUGGCAACUCCAUUCGCCUUGAAAAAGCUAGCUGAGCGAAUCGUCUGCGACGCUUCAGCUCAGUCGACAUUGUGCUCUGGCAUGCGUAAUGUGUGUGUGUGUGUGUUAGACGGUGUGUUUUUUUUUUAACAAAUUCUCUGUGCAAGAAGAUGCAAGUAAUGAGAUCGCUCGUUGAAAUGAAUAGAAAGGGAAACAAUUAUCACGAUGCAAUGGAGAAGUUUCCACUGAAGGGUACAGCAUCUCUGAAUUCUGCGAUCCCUCAUUCUAGUUCAAAUGCUAUCACAACAUAUCAUUCAGUUGAUGCUAAGAAUAUAAAGUAUGGUGACACCGCUAAUACAGAAGAUGUACGACUGCGAACUGGAUCUGUAAGACACGAGACGAAUUUAAGUAGCGACGACGACAUGUUGGACAUCAAUCAUCACACAUCUCAUCACACAGACAACAACAUCUUGUCGGAUUGUGUUCGCAUUGAUGAUGCAUCUUCCCACAUUUCAGUUGACUCUGACGAUAUACCCGGCAUCGGGCAGUAUGAUGACUUUCAUACUAUUGAUUGGCAACGAGAUAUUGCGCGGGAUCGUAUGCGACACCGAUAUAUCGUUAAGAAGAAACACGAUUCCAUCUGGGGCUUAAUAAAAGGAGCUCAUGAUGCGUGGUCCGGAUGGCUAUGCGUUUUACUGGUCGGACUGUUUACCGGUGUGGCCGCCGGUGUGAUAGAUAUUGGCGCUUCCUGGAUGACAGAUCUCAAAUUCGGUAUCUGUCCGCAAGCCUUCUGGCUGAAUAAAGAGCAAUGUUGUUGGAGUUUUAACGAGACCACGUUCGAUGGUGGCAAUUGUUCGCAGUGGUUGACGUGGCCUGAGAUGUUCAAUCAAUCAAAAGAGGGUGCGGGGCCGUACACAAUCUCGUACUUGUUUUACAUAGCGUGGGCCCUUUUGUUCGCGUCGCUUUCCGCGUCUCUGGUGCGAAUGUUUGCACCUUACGCCUGCGGCUCCGGAAUACCCGAAAUAAAAACGAUCUUGAGCGGUUUCAUCAUCCGCGGAUACCUAGGCAAAUGGACAUUGAUUAUCAAAUCGGUGGGCCUGAUUCUUUCCGUAUCAGCGGGUCUAAGCUUGGGGAAAGAAGGUCCUAUGGUACACAUUGCAUGCUGUAUAGGAAAUAUAUUUUCUUAUCUAUUUCCGAAGUACGGUAGGAACGAAGCGAAGAAGAGAGAAAUUCUGUCCGCCGCGGCUGCAGCUGGAGUUUCCGUCGCCUUCGGUGCUCCGAUCGGUGGCGUUUUGUUUAGCUUAGAAGAGGUCAGCUAUUACUUCCCGUUAAAAACUUUAUGGCGAUCGUUCUUCUGCGCCCUGAUAGCCGCCUUCGUGCUACGUUCCAUCAACCCAUUUGGAAAUGAACAUUCAGUCUUGUUUUACGUGGAAUACAAUAAACCCUGGAUAUUCUUCGAACUGAUUCCUUUUGUAAUGCUCGGAAUAAUUGGGGGCGUGAUAGCGACGUUAUUUAUCAAGGCAAACCUGUUCUGGUGCCGAUAUCGUAAAACUUCGAAAUUGGGCCAGUAUCCUGUCACCGAAGUGUUAAUUGUCACGGUAGUGACUGCGGUGAUUGGAUAUCCUAAUCCAUACACAAGGAUGAGCACCAGUCAACUAAUUUAUUUAUUGUUCAGCCAAUGCGGAGUGUCCAAUGUGGAUAUAUUAUGUGACUACAACAGAAACUUCACCGCUGUGAAAUCCGCGAUUGAGAUCGCCGCAGCCGGGCCGGGGGUUUACAAAGCCAUAUGGCUGCUCGUGUUGGCACUGAUACUGAAGCUCAUCAUGACGAUAUUCACGUUCGGCAUGAAAGUACCGUGCGGCCUGUUCAUCCCGUCCUUGUGCCUUGGAGCGAUCAUGGGCCGUAUCGUGGGCAUAGGAAUGGAACAACUUGCCUAUAAUUAUCCUCACAUAUGGAUGUUCAGUGAGGAGUGUUCUACAGGUGUCGACUGUAUUACGCCGGGAUUAUAUGCAAUGGUCGGGGCCGCCGCAGUUUUAGGAGGUGUGACCAGAAUGACGGUCUCGCUGGUUGUCAUUAUGUUCGAAUUAACCGGCGGCGUGCGGUACAUCGUUCCUCUGAUGGCCGCGGCCAUGGCGAGCAAAUGGGUUGGCGACGCCCUCGGGAAGCAGGGCAUCUACGACGCGCAUAUCGGCUUAAACGGUUAUCCGUUUCUGGACAGUAAGGACGAAUUUCAGCACACCACUCUGGCGGCGGACGUCAUGCAGCCCAAACGAAACGAGGCUCUUCAUGUUCUCACCCAGGAUUCCAUGACGGUUGAAGACGUGGAGAAUCUGCUUAAGGAAACCGAGCACAACGGUUUUCCUGUUAUAGUUUCUAAAGAAUCUCAGUAUCUCGUCGGUUUCGUUUUACGGCGGGACCUCAAUCUAGCCAUUGCUAACGCCAAGAGGAUGAUCGAAGAGAUCACCCGGCAAUCGUUGGUUAUAUUUACCAAUGGAAACAAUAUCCAGAGCCAUUCGCCUCCGCCUUUAAAAUUGAAGAAGAUCUUGGACAUGGCUCCCAUCACUAUCACAGACCAAACUCCCAUGGAAACAGUAGUAGAUAUGUUUAGAAAAUUGGGAUUACGUCAAACUCUAGUUACACAUAACGGGCGACUUUUAGGUGUAAUUACGAAGAAGGACGUUUUGAGGCACGUGAAACAGCUAGACAAUGAAGAUCCGAAUUCCGUUUUAUUUAAUUAAACACCGUCGGAUAAUGUUGGAUUAUCAAUUUGUGAGUUAGCAUAAUAUAACGAACUAUACAUGUACGCAGAGAUAAUUUAUAUGAAUUUAAUUGAAACGUAUUUUACCUACUUCGUCAAUCUAUCUGCACACACAUUUAAAUUAUUACGAUAUUGUAUGUAGUAUCAAGGAUAGGCUUAGAUUGUUAAAUUUCUAUUUAUAUCUCCUUUGGAAUGAGAGAGAGAGAGAGAGAGAGAGAGAAAAAACAAGAAA